This is a messenger RNA of Pseudozyma flocculosa PF-1, 2190 nucleotides long. RefSeq lists its product as uncharacterized. The record is from RefSeq and is a predicted model, not a curated record. NCBI's taxonomy places the organism in Eukaryota, Fungi, Basidiomycota, Ustilaginomycetes, Ustilaginales, Ustilaginaceae. The transcript has 3 exons. Bases 1 to 2190 code for a protein of 729 amino acids.
AUGUCGUACGAGCCGCUGACAGCGCGGCCGACGUCGCCGCGCAACCGCCCCGAGGGCCUGCGACUGCCCUACCGCGCUUCCGCCAUGGAUCGUCCAGCCUCGGCGCUGGCCGAAUACCCGCACCGUCCGGACGGCUUCACCCCCUUUGUCAAGGCCGACGUCUUCGCCCAUCAGACCGCGUUACAGGAGCCAUCCGACGGACCAGGGUCGCACCUCGCCGGCUCGGGAGAAGGCAGCUGGCUGCUUCUCGCGAGUGGCCGCUACCAAGCCCGAGGAUCGGCGAUGAACGCUGGAGGAGGCCAGAGCGAGGGACAGCCAGAGGACCGGCUCGUGGUCCUCCAGCCAACGCUCCAGGGCCAGACUCGCCAGCUGGCCCGGCAGAUUGGACUGUCGUACCUGGAUGCUGGCGCCAUCCAGCUGUACCUCGAGAUCGAGGGUGAUAGGGUCGCGACCCCGCUCCGCGUCGGCAUGACGGAAGCAUCCUGGAAGCUGGCCUUUGCACGCUUCUUUCCGGCGCCUCGACGCGGCACUCACGACCCGUAUGCGAGGCGGGAGAGUGGCAAGUGCGGCGGCGGCACCUGGCGGCACCACGGCGAGGUCUUUGAUCUUGUCAACGGUCAGCAACGACGCGAGAGCCUCGCUGCCACCACUGCUCGCAGCUUCUCGGAGCCGGCGACCCCUGACGCGGGCGGAGUGUCAGGCGCGGCGUCCCCUAGUGCAAGGCCGGUGCAUACCGACACGAGCCUCGAGAGGCUUCCUCUGCCGCCCUUGGCUGUCAGGACCGGUCUCCCGAUCGCUGCGCGAGUCGCUUUUGUCGUCGCCGAGCUGGCGCUAGCGCAGUCGUUUCCCCUGACGCACCGCUCGACAUCGCUACCCGGCGCCACACCGCGGCAGGCCUCGUUUGCGCGCAUGGUCACCUCGAGCAUCCCCAACUUUCGCGAAGACGAUGCCUUGAAGGACGUGGGCAGCUCCCGCAUCGGCAUCGCAAACCAUCAUUCGCUCUCGACCACACCGAUCAGCAACAAUCUCGAGUCGAGCGACGACGAAGGUGCUCUCACGGGCAAGGCGGAGCGCUUCGAUUUCGGGGGCCGCGCGCUUGGCAAUCUGCCGACGCUUUCGAGCUCGGGCAGAGACCACAUCGGCGGAAGCGGCGACUACGGUCUCGUCAAGCCGGCAUCGUCGCCGUCGCUGUCGGAGUCGAGUUCCGAUGUCUCGCCGGCUUUGCUCGGCGUCGAUGGCCAGUUUGAGACGCGCGACCUCCGACUGCGCGAGACGCCGCUCUCCAUCAGCCCGCUCGGCAUCACGGUCCCGGACGACGGACAGGGCGGCUCGCUGCGUUCCGGAGCCAUGCGCCGCAGGGCUGCCACAGGUCUGCCGCCUCUGAGGCAGAGCCUCAUCGCGCCGACGGCCAUUUUUGCGGCGAGAGAGGAUCCAGGACCUGCCGAGGGAUGCAAGUACUUCCUGGCCGAUGCGGAGCGCCAGAGCGCAAGCGACCGGCUGCGUAGCUUCCUCUUUGGCGCGGGCAGCUCUGCGUCCGCGGUCCGCAACGGACAGGGACGGGGUAACGGCUAUGGCGAGGAUGAGCGCGACCGAAGCACCAGCCUCAACACGGACGCCGAGAGCUUUGAGCACCGCUCGAGCUACUCGGCGCGCACUUCGAUGUCGUCGCUGUUUUCGGUGCCGCACGAGACAGAGUGGCCGAUGGCGCACGGCAGCCACGUCGACCUAGCACUGGCGCGGUACGGUCAGCUGCCCGCGUCGAGCGGCCACAGCGCCAAGGGGAGCGGCUCUCCCGAGUCUCUGGACGUCCCGUCGCCGCACAACUGGAGGAGGGACAGCAGCGAUCAGGUGCGGGCGCGCUCCCACGAUACGGCGCUGGAUCUGCCGAGCUACCAGCCCAUGAGCCCGAGCAGCGCGUGGGCGGGCCUCGAGGGGCGGGCGCAGUCGCCGGACGCGCUGCGGAAGCUCUGCCUCGCUGCAUCCGACUGGCAGGGCGGCGUCUUUGCGACCGAUGGCCAGCACCUCGCCCAGCCGGCUGGCGAAGGCAAUGGCGACUGCGACGGCGACGGCGAAGGCGAAGGCGCAAGCGACGCCUGGCUGUCGCAGCGAGCCUCGUUGCCGCCCCUGGUAUCGACUGCCGUCACGCCGACGCCGCGCCACACGUCGUUGACCGACACCGCCGACUGCUGA